AGGAAAAUGGCUUAACUUCAAUUAAAAAGCUUGUGGGAAAUGACUCUCCGACUAGUUCAUAAACUCAAGAGAAGCUGUACAAGGUUUGCUAGUUCUAGCAUUUCACACACGGAUGAAAGAGCCAAAUUCACAGGGUCAAAGAAGACAAACUUCACACAUGAACUUAAGUAUCUAAAUCCUCUUGAGCAGCCUGCUUUUCCUACAUUUCGUGUUCUUGACAAUCAUGGGAAUAUCAAGACAGAUGAUGCACCAAAAUUAUCAGACGAGGAGCUUGUCAAGAUUUACAGGAGCAUGGCUCUUCUCAGCAAAAUGGAUAAGAUAUUGCUCCAGUCACAACGUCAAGGCCGAGUAUCAUUCUACAUGACUUGCUCAGGGGAAGAAGCUGCGGUUGUAGGUAGUGCUGCAGCACUGCAAGAUGUGGAUACAGUGUUCACUCAAUAUCGAGAGGUUGGCGUUUUCUUGUGGAGAGGCUUCACUUUGCAAGAUGUCAUGCAUCAGUGCUUUAGCACACAUAAGGAUAACACGAAAGGUAGGCAGAUGCCUAUACAUUACUCAGCAAAGAAGCUGAACAUACAAUGUGUUAGCUCUACGUUAGCAACUCAAGUGCCGAAUGCUGUUGGUUACGCUUACUCCAACAAAAUAAAGGGAAUCAAAGCAGUAACAGUCACGUAUUUUGGUGAAGGAGCAGCCAGUGAAGGUGAUGUGCACGCAGCUAUGAACAUGGCAGCCGUGCUCCGGUGCCCAACUAUCUUCAUUUGUCGUAACAACGGCUACGCCAUAUCAACCUCAACUGAAGACCAAUACGCGGGAGAUGGGAUCGUUGUGCGCGGAUAUGGAUAUGGAAUGCGCAGCUUGCGUGUGGACGGAAAUGACUUGUUCGCCGUGCACAAAGCAGUGUCCGACGCCAGAAAGGUUGCUCUGGAGAAUUCAUGUCCGGUCCUGAUUGAGUUGAUGACGUACCGAGUUGGACAUCAUUCUACUAGUGAUGAUUCUACUGCUUACCGUUCAAUAGACGAGGUGAAUUACUGGAAUAAGGAAGACAGCCCUGUGGGACGGCUGGGGCUGUAUCUCAUGAAACGGAAACUUUGGGACGCUGAAAAAGAGAAUUCAUACGCUAAAGAGUGUCGAAAAGAGAUAAUGGCAGCGUUCAACGUGGCUGAAAGUGCCCUGAAACCCUCCCCAUAUCUGGUAUUUGACGACGUUUACGAUUCGCAUUCCACACAAAUAGCCGAGCAAAAAGAGCACCUAGAAGAACAUUUGAAGAUCUACGGAGAACAUUACAAUCUGAAAGAUUACGAUGUUUAAGAAGAGAAUUUAGGAUUUACUUACUUUGGAAAAAUUGUUGUGAUUUGUAAAACAGGCACAGGGUUUCCUUUCGUUUUUGUUAUUAUUUAUAAAUAAUAACUCGGUCGACAAAAUUCGUAUAAAUACGACUUUUGUCGACCGAGUUUGGUUUUGUAUAUAUUAUAUACAUGUACUUACUUACUUUAUGCUACUUAAUAUUUAUUAUAUAAUACAAUAUGAAUCAUAUCUACUAUUAAAAUUAAUUCAAUCGUAUUAUAGUACGGAAUUUUGUUAUUUCUUUUUUGGGGGAGAAAGGUAGAGGUGUAGUUGAAUGUCUUAGAUUUUGUGAAAUAUUGUUGUAAGUUAAAUUCUUUUUCCAUUCCGUUUUGAAACUCAUGA
This is a messenger RNA of Bolinopsis microptera, 1683 nucleotides long. Its product is annotated as 2-oxoisovalerate dehydrogenase subunit alpha, mitochondrial-like. The coding region runs from base 40 to 1305 and encodes 421 amino acids. Gene Ontology annotation, molecular function: oxidoreductase activity, acting on the aldehyde or oxo group of donors, disulfide as acceptor. The record is from RefSeq and is a predicted model, not a curated record. The transcript is spliced from 9 exons. Gene Ontology annotation, biological process: branched-chain amino acid catabolic process. Lineage: Eukaryota; Metazoa; Ctenophora; Tentaculata; Lobata; Bolinopsidae.